AUUACAUAGUCUUGUUCAUCUCCGAAUUUUUAUUAUACAGCUGAGUGCUUAAAAAAAAUCAGAGAAUUUACCGUACUAUGUUUAUUAUGAAUAAAAAAUAUCUUCGAAUAUAUCUAUAAGUGUUGCUUGAAACCAAUCUUUCUUAUUACUCGAUAUUAUAAAUAUAUAUUCAAAUAGUUCGAACGUGAUUAAAACACGUGCAUUUUCUUAAAUAUUCCUGUCGAAACUGUGUAGUGAAUAAAAAAAUGUAUGCUAUUUAUUUAUCAAACAUCAGUCUAAAAAAAAUAUUUCAUACAAAAACAAAGAGAAGUAAUUCGGUUUCUCAAUUAGCAUAGUCAUUUACGUAUCAACGUGGGGCUCAUGAGAAAAUUUGUCUAGCUGAUGAAUCAUGAUAGCAACGCAAUGAUCACUCAUCUUUGUGGACCGUCAUAGACCUUGGCAAUGAGCAACAAGUCACCAUCAUUGGUUGACUGAUGAAUUUCCCUCUGCUGAUUGUCAAACUGGAAAUAUCAGCGAAAUUAUCUAUUCGUGUCAGUAGAAAUUUGGACCACCAACGCUUUAAGAUUCAAAAUGAAAUGGCAAGACUUAACGGCUGAUCAUAAAUGAACAUUGUCGAUAACCCGCGCAUACAAAACGACAAUUUACCAUUCGCUCACACUUUGAUGACUCGGCCAGGUACCCACCGGCCUCGGGCUAGUGGCAGCUAACGGGAUUCCGCUUGAGUUUAUUCUUGGGACAGGUGGAGACUGAAUUGAAAGAGUAAACCAUUUCAGGAUAUCAUGGCCCCUUUGUAGCUUAGUUGUAGUCUUAUCUUCAAUCCAUUAUCAGAUAUUGCUGGUACGAUAAGCACAAAAAUGAUUGAAUAAAAAUUAGAAACUUUCGUGAAUUCCUUUCGCUUGACACUUGUUACGGCUCUUCCAGAGGCAGUAUCGCAGCGCGAGGAGUUUUAAAUUGAUAAGGAUGGCAAACGGCAGAGACGGAGAGACUGGGAUCACCAUCCCCUUGCAGUACAACGAUGGUGUAAGUACAUCAACGAUACACCAUGUAGCAACUACUUCGAUUUCAUCGAUCAACUGCAAAUCUUGAAAUAAUAUUGAGAUGUCACUUCACGCUUUUGAGAUGUUUUCAUUAAUAAUCCGGUAGCAAAAAGAAAAACAAUUAAUAAUAUUUGUUGUUUUACAGCAUCAGUCCCAAGGCUCUGCAGGAUCAAAAAAAAAAAAAAAAACACUAUUUUACCAGCAAAUAAUUAGUCCAUUCGCUUUUUUAAGCAGCAAUUACUUGUGCCGAUGGAUAUUGAGUUGCACACUCACAAUUAGAUAAGCAUUGGAAGUCAAUAUUUGAGAAGUAUGACCUCGAUGGAGAUGGCAAAAUAUCAUAUCAUGAACUACGAGCGAUGAUCCGAGGAUCUUCGUUUAAUAAUGAUAUACCAACUCGUGUUGUCCGGAUGAUAAUGCAUGCAGCAGAUCUUGAUGACUCUGGAUAUUUGGAUUAUCCAGAAUUUAUAGCUAUGAUCCACAGAAAAGACAUGCAGGGUGUUUUUGGCCACUAUGUACAACGGUACGUUCACUGUAUGGUGCCACAGCGCAGAACACCUUCCCAAUCGUCUCAAAUGUCACGAUAUUCGGGAGAUACUAUCGAUGGUCUGUACGAGGAAGAAUAUAGCUGUAGUCCACCUGCAAUCGCAAUGGUGAUCAUCUCUCUUCUGGAGAUUAUCUUGUUCCUGUAUGAUGCAAUAGCGCACAAAGCACUCUCAGUCGAAGGGCCAGCUGCACAAUUAUUCAUUUAUCAUCCAAACAAGCGUCAACAAGUGUGGCGUUACGUCACUUACAUGUUUGUCCAUGUUGGGGUAUUUCACCUAGUUGUCAAUCUGCUAGUCCAGAUUCUGCUAGGAGUCCCAUUGGAAAUGGUUCACAGAUGGUGGCGAGUACUUACAAUAUACUUAGCAGGUGUGAUAGCUGGAUCAUUAGGAACUUCAGUAUCAGAUCCGCAUGUAUUGUUGGCGGGAGCGUCAGGUGGUGUGUACGCUCUGAUGACGGCUCAUGUUGCCACCAUCAUUAUGAAUUGGUCGCAAAUGGAGUUUGCAGUUUUACAACUGCUUGUAUUUGUUGUGCUUGCUUUCGUUGACGUGGGACAAGCUGUCUACAAUCGUUACAUAUUAGAAGCCAAGGACCAAAUUGGAUAUGUUGCACACUUGGCCGGUGCCAUAGCUGGAUUGCUUGUUGGUAUUAAUAUACUUCGAAAUCUCGAGGUCAAAACAUGGGAAAAGUUCGUGUGGUGGGCAAGCAUUGUGACCUAUGUAAUACUCAUGACAGCUGCAAUUCUGUGGAAUAUUUUUCGUCCUUAACAUGCAUCGAUUGAUACAGGCAAUGACAACUGUUGCUCUUACUCCUUGAACAUCCGUGGCUGUUUCAAGAAUCCCAAAUCUUGCGGAACACUAGAUCGAUGCUCAAUAGGGUUUGUCACUCAACUUCUAAGAUUUUUGUGGGUAUUAGAUUACCUACAUUCUAAGUAGACGUGUGAAAAUCUGUAUAAUAUUUAGUUAAUAGCGAUGCAACACUUUAUAGUUUCUUUAUGUUGUACCUUCAAUCUGGUUAUUUGUAAAGUUAGCAUAAUAUCGACUAAAAAUUUAGUUUUCUGACUCAAAUUCACAGCAAGUGACUGAGCUGUGAAAUAUAAGAGUCAAGUCAAUCAUGCUAUUAUCAGAUGUGUAGUAUUAUUUGCAAUUGGAUUACGCUUAAUAGUUGUUGCCUCAAUCAAUUAUUGAAACAACUUAAAAUUCGUAAACUUUUGAUGGCAAAGUUGUAUAUCGUACUAUGAGCAUACACUCAAUCAUACAGAAAUGACCAUUUCCAUUCUAAUAUCGGAAAACAAUAUGCCCAGGGUCCAUCAAAUCACCUUUAGUAAUUGCAUGCCUUGUGUUGGAUACCAUACACAAUUACUUCGGGAUUUAUCUUACUAGAUUAAAGUAAAUUAAAAUAUAUAAUGAAAGUUAGGUACAGGUACAAUACAUCUUUCUUAUUCGUUACAUGAAUAUUUGUACCAGUAUGACCUUUAUAAUCUUAGAAUAUUGUGCCUUAUUAAGAUAGUGAUACCAUAUCACCAUUUGCACAAUUGUUACAUACUUAAAAAUUAGAUGCAACAAACGAUUCAUGACGCAACGAAACAUAGAUUAUUGUGUGUAUAUUUUGUAUGUUAUUAUUUAUCCAAAAUAAUAAAUUGCACCACUGGAAA
Messenger RNA from Athalia rosae (coleseed sawfly), 3231 nucleotides. RefSeq names its product rhomboid-related protein 3 (gene rho-4). The record is from RefSeq and is a predicted model, not a curated record. Gene Ontology annotation, cellular component: membrane. Gene Ontology annotation, molecular function: serine-type endopeptidase activity; calcium ion binding. The coding region runs from base 1394 to 2344 and encodes 316 amino acids. The transcript is spliced from 5 exons. Lineage: Eukaryota; Metazoa; Arthropoda; Insecta; Hymenoptera; Athaliidae.